Molecule: messenger RNA, 2970 nt
Organism: Aspergillus affinis
Lineage: Eukaryota; Fungi; Ascomycota; Eurotiomycetes; Eurotiales; Aspergillaceae
Product: RNA polymerase I specific transcription initiation factor family protein
Exons: 8
Coding region: 1-2970 (989 amino acids)
Biological process (GO): cristae formation
Cellular component (GO): MICOS complex
Molecular function (GO): GTPase activity; GTP binding
Source: RefSeq, a predicted model, not a curated record
AUGUGGAAGGAGUGGACGCGCCACACACCGCCCCGCAAAAGGCAGGGUGUGGCUGACUGUCCCCCUUCGUCAUCUUACUCCCGUACAACGGUACAAGUUACUGCCCCGGCAGGCCGCCGUCAAACCAUCUUCCCCCCAACCUCAGCGCUUUCGCCUUCUCCCCUUCCCGUCCGCUCUCCGAUAACAUCUUAUCGCCCUCGAUCUCCCACGCCCGUGAAUACGGUUUAUUUUCUCUCCCCGAAUUUGCUUUCGUCCCUGCACCGACUAUGGCAUCCAGAGCCCCAGCUGGCGCCCGACCGGGCGCGAGAUUCGCUCAGUUCAAACUGGUCUUGCUCGGAUCAAUUCGAUGACUACCGAGAGUCGACGAUCGGCGCUGCCUUCCUAACUCAGACUAUCUCCUUAGACGAAAGCACGACGGUCAAGUUUGAAAUAUGGGACACCGCCGGUCAGGAGAGAUACAAGUCGCUGGCCCCGAUGUACUACCGAAAUGCGAACUGCGCAGUUGUCGUUUACGACAUCACACAAGCUUCGUCAUUGGACAAAGCUAAGUCGUGGGUGAAGGAGCUACAGCGCCAAGCGAACGAGAAUAUUGUCAUUGCCCUCGCCGGCAACAAGCUCGAUUUGGUCACUGAGAAUCCCGAUAAGAGAGCCAUCCCAACUGCGGACGCCGAGGCUUACGCUCGGGAAGCCGGGUUGCUCUUCUUUGAAACUUCGGCCAAGACUUCUUCGAAUGUGCGGGAUCUUUUCACAGCCAUUGCAAAGAAACUGCCCCUUGAUCAAGCCGGACCCCGGAACUUGCGGACGACCCCCCGUCCCGGUGUGGACUUGCGGCCCGAGGCACCCGGCCGAUUCUUGCGACAACCUGUAUCUUCCAUUGCCGUUCUAAUUUAUGCUCUCGUUCCCCUUCGUCUCUUCGAUGCAGAAGGGUUGAGGCGUUCGGAGGCGGUGCGCGAACACCCGAAACUGAGCCACAGCCGGGCGGUGCAGGGUCGGAGCGGAUCGUUAAAUCAUCUAUCCCAACUCCGGUCCGCGUUUUCCCUCGCCAACAUCAUUCCCCCCAGGAUACACCCGCCUUCAGCGCCUAUCUCCACAGUAGUGCAGCCCGUCAUGCUGCGCUCCUCUGCUGCACAAGGACGGCAGUUGCUGCUGUCUUCGACUCGUCAACGGACAGCGUCCCAAUGGCUGACCAAAGCCGGGGCCACUAGCCGGCUCUCCGGUCAGAGAUUCUUUGCCGACUCUAAGCCCCCGACUACUGGUGCGCCGACGCCUGCCUCUCCGUCGUCCGAUUCGGUCGUCCCCCCCGAAACCGUCCCCAAGGCGUCGCCCAGCGAGCAAGGUUCGCAGAGCUCUUCGUCACCAGCACCGGUUGCGGCCCCUAAAACAGGUCGCUUCCGCCGGUUCCUGCUCUACUUGAUUCUCACUUCGGGCUUUGCCUACGGUGGAAGUAUCUUCCUUGCCCUGAAAUCCGACAACUUCCACGAUUUCUUCACGGAGUACGUCCCCUACGGUGAGGAGGCUGUCCUCUACUUCGAAGAGCGUGACUUUUACCGUCGAUUCCCCAACACCCUCGGAACCCAAAAGCGCGGUGGCUCCAAGGAUGAAGGCCCCAAGAUCACAAUCCCGAGCAAGAGCGGUCUCUCUUCCAAGGUCGCCGAAGAGGAGGAAUCCGGAACUGAUGUUUCUCAGAGAGGUCCUCACAUGAGUUCCCGGAAGGGCGAGGAGGCGCAGGUUAAGACUGAGGCUGCCAAGCCUGAGGAGAAGACGGCCGCCGUGGAAACGGCGAAGAGCAGCAAGGCCUCCAAGGAAGCUCCCAAGCUCGAGGAACCCAGACAGCCUGCUGUUCCUGUUGUCGCGCCCCUUGAAUUCGCCAAGGUGAACGAGGGCGAUGAGGCAAUUGUCCAGGAGCUGGUCAAGACUUUCAACGACAUCAUCACUGUUAUCGGUGCUGAUGACAACGCGGGCAAGUACACUACGUCCAUCCAAAAGGCCAAGGAGGAGCUCCAGAAGGUUGGAGACAAGAUCAUCGCUGUUCGGGAGGAGGCACGCAGCGCCGCCCGAGACGAGAUUGCGCAGGCCCAUUCGACUUUCGAUGAGUCUGCUCGUGAGCUCAUCCGUCAGUUCAACGAAGCACGCUCUGUUGAUGCGGCUCAGUUCCGCGAAGAAUUUGAGUCCGAGCGCGAGAAGCUAGCCAACGCCUACCAGGACAAGAUCAAGACCGAAUUGCAGAGAGCGCAGGAAUUGGCUGAGCAGCGCCUUCAGAAUGAGCUGGUUGAGCAGGCCAUUGAACUCAACCGCAAGUACCUUCACCAGGUUAAGGACCUCGUUGAGCGCGAGCGCGAGGGCCGUCUCAGCAAGCUAAAUGAACUGACCGCCAACGUCAGCGACCUCGAGAAGCUUACCUCCGGCUGGAGGGAUGUCAUUGAUACCAACCUCAAGACUCAGCAGCUUCAGGUCGCCGUCGAUGCUGUCCGCUCCGUCCUUGAGCGCUCUACCGUUCCCCGGCCUUUCAUCCGUGAGCUUGUUGCCGUGAAGGAGCUGGCCGCUGAUGACGCCGUUGUCGAUGCUGCUAUUGCCUCCAUCAACCCCGCUGCCUACCAGCGCGGAAUUCCGGCUACGCCUCAAAUCAUCGAGCGUUUCCGUCGCGUCGCUGACGAGGUUCGCAAGGCUAGCCUUCUGCCCGAGGAUGCGGGUAUUGCAAGCCACGCCGCCAGCUUUGUCCUGAGCAAGGUCAUGUUCAAGAAGGACGUGGUCGCGGGUAGUGACGAUGUUGAGAGUGUCCUCGUUCGGACCGAGAAUCUUCUGGAGGAGGGCAAGCUCGACGCUGCUGCCCGUGAGAUGAACAGUCUGAACGGAUGGGCCAAGAUCUUGAGUAAGGACUGGCUCAUCGAAGUGCGCCGUGUCUUGGAGGUCAAGCAGGCUCUUGAGGUCAUCGAAACUGAGGCGCGCCUUCAGUGCCUCCGAGUUGAAUAG